Messenger RNA from Lacerta agilis (Sand lizard), 1420 nucleotides. RefSeq names its product BMP and activin membrane bound inhibitor (gene BAMBI). Gene Ontology annotation, molecular function: frizzled binding. Bases 189 to 971 code for a protein of 260 amino acids. The transcript has 3 exons. The record is from RefSeq and is a predicted model, not a curated record. Gene Ontology annotation, biological process: positive regulation of canonical Wnt signaling pathway; transforming growth factor beta receptor signaling pathway; negative regulation of transforming growth factor beta receptor signaling pathway. NCBI's taxonomy places the organism in Eukaryota, Metazoa, Chordata, Lepidosauria, Squamata, Lacertidae.
CCGGUCGAGGCCGAGAGCGCCGGGAGCCGGUCGCGCAGGGUAGCCCGCGGCGGGGUCCAUGCGCUGUGCCCGGCCGGGGCAUUGCCUUGCAGCGUUGCAAGGGGACGAAAGCCCUGGAGGGAGCGCGGAGACUCUGGCGGCGGCGGCGGCAGCAGCGGCGGCGGCGAGGCCCGUGCGGGGAGGGUUAAAUGGAUCGCCACUCCAGCUUCAUCUUCGUGUGGCUGCAACUGGAGCUGUGCGCCAUGGCCAUCCUGCUAACGAAAGGUGAAAUUAGAUGCUACUGUGAUGCUGCACACUGUGUUGCAACAGGCUAUAUGUGCAAAUCUGAGCUCAACGCUUGCUUCUCUAGACUGCUUGACCCGCAGAACAGCCAUUCCCCACUUACUCAUGGCUGCUUGGACUCUGUUGCAAGCACACCGGACAUCUGUCAAGCUAAACAGGCCCAAAACCACUCUGGCACUGCCAUUCCUACGUUGGAGUGUUGUCACGAAGAUAUGUGCAACUACAGAGGACUGUACGAUGUUCUCUCUCCUUCCAGAGGGGAGCCUUCGGGACAAGGGAGCAGAUACCAGCACGAGAGCAGCAGAAACCUCAUCACCAAGGUUCAGGAGCUGACCUCCUCCAAAGAACUGUGGUUCCGGGCAGCUGUCAUUGCUGUCCCCAUCGCUGGCGGCCUGAUCCUGGUGCUGCUCAUCAUGCUAGCUCUGCGCAUGCUCAGGAGCGAGAACAAAAGACUGCAAGACCAGCGGCAGCAGAUGCUCUCUCGGUUGCACUACAGCUUUCACGGGCAUCAUUCCAAGAAGGGACAGGUUGCCAAGCUAGACUUGGAGUGCAUGGUGCCAGUCACGGGGCACGAGAACUGCUGCAUGACCUGCGACAAGAUGAGGCAGCCGGACCUGGGCAAUGACAAAAUACUCUCGCUAGUCCACUGGGGAAUGUAUGGCGGGCAUGGAAAGCUGGAAUUUGUGUGAUCACGUCGUCUUUUCGCCUUUUAUAUAUAUAUAUAUAUAAAUAUAUUUUAAAAUUUUGUUCUUUAAAAUUGCUAGGAAAACUUUUCCAAGGCCUUUGGGUUCUGCUGGACAGGAGCACUUUAUACAGGGAAAGCCUACAGUCAUUAAUCGUGUGGUGUUUUUUUUAUAAAAAAAGAAAACAAAGGACCUCUGCAGAUUGAACCUUGGAUAUAUGUCUUCUGAAGGAUCCCAAAAGUUACCUUAUUUGCACAGAGUAAAUACAUUCAAAUGUAUUGUUUGCUUUAAAGUUAUGAAAGCAAAAAACAAAAAAACUGAGAAGUUGUACACACUGUUACCAGGGUUGUCUGAGCUGUAGGGAGGUGGAAAUUUUGAGUUAUACUAUUAAAUUGUAUGCAAGUUCUGAUGUAAAGAUUUUUAAAAUAUAUAUAAUUAUAUUAUAUAUAUAUAUA